UUAUGUAGCACUAUUUCUCAGAUCAGCAAAGUGAUGGAUGAGCACCCCCGCCAACCCAACGAUCAAGGAAGAGUUGUAGCUCCUCCUAUUACUGGCAAUAAGUUAAAGGACUUGGAAACUUUGCAGCACUCAAAAAGGCUUCUCAUAGUUCGACAUCCUUUCGAUCGACUUGUGUCUGCAUUUCGAGAUAAACUGGAACGAUGCCAUGGUCUUGAUCCAUGCAUUUUAAAAACCAAUUGGUACUAUAAAACAUACGGAAGAGGAAUGGUGUCAAGUUAUAGAAGAGCUGCAAUUCAACGAUUCUCGGAAGAAUUUUUUUUACCAGAGAACAAUUUUGGAAGUCCUCUACCUGUGGAUAAAACAUGGCGGAGUGCUGACCUACCCAGCUGGUGGGAAUUCAUUCAGUAUAUACUAGAAACUAGUCCUGAGCAUUAUGAUGAGCACUGGAGACCAAUGUCGAUGUACUGUGCUGCUUGCUCCUUUUCAUACAACUAUAUUCUACACUUUGAAAAUAUUGAUCAGGAGGAGAUAUUUUUUGCUGAAGAGUUAGGUGCUAAAGAUAAAAUACAACACAGAUGGGAAAAUAGAAAUGAUGAAGGAUUUAAAAAAGAAGAGUUGGUGGGAAAAUAUUUCAGUUUGCUGAAUGACAGUGAAAUUGAGAAACUUUACCAAAUAUAUAAAGAUGAUUUUCAACUGUUUGGAUAUCAGUUUCAGUUUAGAGAUAUCAAACUUAAUAUGCCUUGAUUGUGGUGAUUUUACAACAAUUCAUAGAAAUUUCAAAAGCCUAACUUUUUUCAGGAUCCAUCCAAUUUUUAUUCAUUCCAGAGUUGGGGAUUAUUAAAUGCGGAUAAGGUUCAGCCUGUGUUAACCACUGGUUCGAGCUCAGCUACGCUGAGUUAACCACUGUUUCGAGCUCAACUGCGCGGUGUUAACCACUGGUUCGAGCUCAGCUACGCUGUGUUAACCACUGGUUCAAGCUCAGCUACGCUGUGUUAACCACUGGUUCGAGCUCAGCUACGCUGAGUUAACCACUGUUUCGAGCUCAACUGCGCGGUGUUAACCACUGGUUCGAGCUCAGCUACGCUGUGUUAACCACUGGUUCGAGCUCAACUGUGCUGUGUUAAACACUGGUUCGAGCUCAACUGCGCUGUGUUAACCACUGAUUCGAGCUCAAUUGCGCUAUGAAACAAAAUUUUGCGAAUUUUUAUUCAAAGCUUGCUUAAAGAAUUUGUUUUGUUUCAACAAAUGAGAUUGCUAAGAUACUUUACAGAAGAUGCACGAGGAAGUAACGUCAUAAAUUCAACUAAAUCUUUUUUAUUACACCCUCUUCCAAAUUCAAAAUCGUCCACUACUGAAUUCAAUUU
Eurytemora carolleeae is the source of this 1364-nucleotide messenger RNA. RefSeq names its product carbohydrate sulfotransferase 8. Gene Ontology annotation, biological process: carbohydrate biosynthetic process. Lineage: Eukaryota; Metazoa; Arthropoda; Copepoda; Calanoida; Temoridae. Gene Ontology annotation, molecular function: sulfotransferase activity. Gene Ontology annotation, cellular component: membrane. The record is from RefSeq and is a predicted model, not a curated record. The transcript has 8 exons. Bases 34 to 744 code for a protein of 236 amino acids.